Musa acuminata subsp. malaccensis (wild Malaysian banana) is the source of this 1198-nucleotide messenger RNA. Its product is annotated as large ribosomal subunit protein uL18. Gene Ontology annotation, molecular function: structural constituent of ribosome; 5S rRNA binding. Gene Ontology annotation, cellular component: cytosolic large ribosomal subunit; ribosome. Lineage: Eukaryota; Viridiplantae; Streptophyta; Magnoliopsida; Zingiberales; Musaceae. Gene Ontology annotation, biological process: translation; ribosomal large subunit assembly. The record is from RefSeq and is a predicted model, not a curated record.
GACGAGCCUUUCUCUUGGAGUCUCUUUGCUCCUCGUCUCCAUUGCCGCGACGCUCUUUGAGAUCGGAGCAGACAAGGAGGCGCAAUGGUUUUUGUUAAAGCUCACAAGUCUAAGGCUUACUUUAAGCGUUUUCAAGUCAAGUACAAGAGAAGGAGAGAGGGAAAGACGGACUAUCGGGCAAGGAUUCGGCUGAUAAAUCAAGACAAGAACAAAUAUAAUACACCUAAAUAUCGUUUUGUUGUUCGCUUUACCAACAAGGAUAUUGUUGCACAAAUAAUAUCUUCAAGUAUUGCUGGAGAUUUGGUCCUUGCUUCAGCCUUUGCCCAUGAAUUACCUCGUUAUGGGCUUGAAGUAGGCCUUACCAAUUAUGCAGCAGCUUAUUGCACUGGACUUCUUUUGGCCCGUCGUGUUUUGAAGACGCUUGAAAUGGAUGAGGAAUAUCAGGGUAAUGUUGAGGCUACUGGGGAAGAUUUCUCUGUUGAACCUGCAGAGAGUAGGAGGCCUUUCCGUGCUCUUCUUGAUGUUGGCCUUGUGAGGACAACAACUGGCAAUCGUGUUUUUGGUGUUCUCAAGGGAGCAUUGGAUGGUGGCCUUGAUGUUCCACAUAGUGAUAAGAGGUUUGCAGGUUUUAAGAAGGAUGAGAAGCAGCUUGAUGCAGAUUUUCAUAGGAAUUACAUUUUUGGCGGCCAUGUUGCUUCUUACAUGAGGACACUGAUGGAAGAUGAGCCAGAGAAGUACCAGACACAUUUUAGUGAUUACAUUAAACGAAAUGUUGGACCUGAUGACAUGGAAGACCUAUACAAAAAAGUGCAUGCUGCCAUUCGUGCGGACCCAUCAACAGUGAAAUCCACCAAGGAGCCUCCCAAGGAGCAUAAGAGGUAUAACUUGAAGAAGCUGACAUACGAGGAGAGAAAAGCUAAGCUCAUUGAUCGGUUGAAUGCCCUUAACUCUGCUACUGCUGACGGCUCUGAUGAAGAUGAAGAUGAUGAGUGAAGGAGCAGGGGUAGUUUAAAUUAAAUUUUGUUUGCAUCAAAUUAUUAUGGAAUUAUGAAAACAGUAUCUUGAAACUUCCAGUUGUUUUCAGCACAAGGUUUCUUUGCAUAAAACAAGGACAUCCAAAUUUUGCUGUUAGGUGAAUGACAAACUUGCUGUUCAGGUGGAUUAGCAUGAUUAAAUUUGCUUCUACUAUUAUUCAUUC